Magallana angulata is the source of this 2797-nucleotide messenger RNA. RefSeq names its product protein PFC0760c-like. The transcript has 2 exons. The record is from RefSeq and is a predicted model, not a curated record. NCBI's taxonomy places the organism in Eukaryota, Metazoa, Mollusca, Bivalvia, Ostreida, Ostreidae. The coding region runs from base 12 to 1031 and encodes 339 amino acids.
GGUGCUCGUUAAUGACAGCCAUGCUGAAAUCUUUGCAAGCGUAUGUUAAACAGAAAAAGGACAGCCAUAUUGUACUCCAAGACGAGAAAAAAGAGAUGGUGAAGACUGUACCAUUGGUUAUUGGAGCAGGGGUCUUGACAGCCACCAUUCUUGUACUAUACAACAUUAGCCAGCCAACCAACAACGUUAUAAAGUUUUUCCGAUUCAAUCUAACGAACAAUGACAGGAAUAUUGUCUCUGGGUCGAAACCGAACAUUUUAGUGCAGGAAUUCCGUCCACAAUUUCCCAAGUCAAAAUCUUUGGCACAAAAAUUGUUUGAUAAAGAACUUUCUAGGAUAAGCAAGAACUUAAAGGAUGGGAAUAUUGCAGACUAUGACCCCGAGCCCCCCUCUGUUGUUUAUGUGAAUUCAAACGACGCUAAGAUUGGGGGAUUCGCCCAAACCUUUCAAGAUUUACAGAACCAUAUUGCAAAUGGACAGCUUAAUGGUUUCGAACCUCAUCCGCAACUGGACCAGAACUUUCACUAUAUGCAACUGCCAAAUAUCCCCGAUAACAACCAAAACAUUUAUAAACCUGUUCAUGUACUGUCUGCUCCUAAAGGCCAGAACUACCAAAAUAGCCAGUUAACGAAUGAAAAUCUACAGAAUCCGUCGCCAAAAGUCCCUAUUGAACAAACUAACCAAAAUGUUCCUGUACAGCAGAAUAAUCAAAAUGUUCCUAAUGACCAAAACAACCAAAACGUACCGGUAGAACAGAACAACCAACAGAUACCUGUUCAACAAGACAACCAAAAUGCACAGGUGCAAAACGAUCCUACUCAACAAGGUUGGAAAGUUGUGAAUACAGAAGAGCAGGUGCCCGAGAAUCCAGAGGGACCUCACAAAGAUCAGCUCCAGAUUCCAGCAGCCGAGUCAAACGGACAGAGGCCGCCUGACCAAUUCCAUUACGGCCCUCAGUCUCAGGGGGUGUGGCAAACGAUGAAACCGGCCUCCCAGCUAGCUGGUCUCGUCCAACAGGCUGAUGCUAUGUGACAUGAAUCAUGGAACUUUAUCCAAUUCAUUAAAGCAUGUCGUGCUCCAUUUUUUAAAAAAUAUGUGACUUUUUAUACCAGCUAGAUAUUUUUUAAGGCUGUGAACUUUUUUUGUAGGAUAGAAGCUAAUUUUACAGGCCGGAUGUUAAGCCAACAGCUAUUGAUUAUACGUGUUUAAUAAUUUGAUUAAGAGUAUUAUUUCUUGUAUAUUUGUUGCAUACUACAUAAUGAACGUAAUAUUCAUCUCCGUUUAUCGCUCGAUCAUGACUUAUUUUCCAACUUCUAUUUAAAUAUAAUUUGAAAAGUCACCCGAAACUACGAUUAGUGCAAGAUUUCAUUUGCGAAAUAUUAAGGGAUUGGCCUAAUGUUGUAGAACUUGUUUCAAAUCCUUUUGUCAAUUUGUUAAUUGACAAUUUUAUUAAUGUGAUAUCAUUUUGAAUGUCAAAAUUGUCCAAGAAGAUGAAAUGAACAAAUGGAAUGAAAGAAAAAACAUUAAAUCAGGGGAAAAAAUCAUUCAAUAAAAAAUCGUGAAUCAAUCACAUUUAAAGGUUUUAACAACUCGCAACGGUCUACUUGUUGCAUCGGUAAAAAAUUUACUUUUUAAUUAUAUAACGUGACAACAAAUAUUUUUUAACAAAUAGAAUCGAUGAUGUUUUAUCCUUUGAGGAUAAAAAUUAAUUCUAUGCUUAAUUAUACGUGUGUGGGAGGACUGUGUGAAAUAGGCAUCUAGUCAAGGUCAAGAAGUAGAACGCCCAUUUUUCUUGUUUAUAAAUUUGAAUGAAUUUUGAUUUCGAAAUCAUCAACUCCUGUAAGUGUUGGUAGGUGUAUUAAGGUGUGGGGGUAUUCAGUAGAUAAGAUAUCAGUAACUUGGAGUUUUUAGAUUCCGAACCAUUUCGUGCUGUGUUCCUCGAUAUAAGGGACGAUUAGUGGAUUUGUCAAGUUUCUUCAAAGUUUGCGAAUAAGAGAAAUUUUCUAACAUUUAUGUUAGACCAUAAAUUUCACUGAAUGCAAAUACAGGUAUCAAAAGUCACCGAUAGCAGCUAAAACAUUUACAUAAAUACCUAAUGUAAAUGAAAAUAAACUCAAAAUAACUGCUCAAUUUAUCAAAAGACAAGAAAAAAUAUCAAGUCGUCCGAUUCACAAAUCAACACAUCAUACUCUAGCGAACGAUUUUCAAUCGUCUUUGACGAAGUAUUUGUAUAUUUGUUGAAAGUGUGUUUAAUUUUACAGGUAUCCAAUUGGGGUGAACGAAUUAUAUCAGAGACAAUUUAAUAUCUUAUUUAUAUACUUUGUCACUUUUAUGUUAGUAUGAAAUUUAAAAUCAGGUGUCAUAACUAGAUUUCCUGUACAAAUGCUCUAUGAUUUUGUUGUUAACAUAUCACAGUAUUCUAUUUAUAGAACUUUAACAUGCAUUUAACAUGUUUUAACAUGCGUUGUCUUCAGGUUUGUUUAGAGAGAGAGAGAGAGAGAGAGAGAGAGUGUGUGUGUGUGUGUGUGUGUGUGUGUGUGUGUGUGUGUGUGUGUGUGUGUGUGUGUGUGUAAACCACUUAACAUGUAAUGCAUAUUUGUAAAUCUAUCAUGGUGUCAUAAGUUAAAAAGUUUAACUAAAUUGGAGUUGGAAUGUAUAUCGGAAAAAUAAUGUUCAAGGGCAAAUGUAUUAUUUUCAUUGAUUCCUCAUGUCCAUACAAUCUGAAAACUAGAUCUACUGUUGCAUUAUUUAAUUCAAAAGAAUUUGACGGAAAAAAAAUAAAAUAAUAAUGAUGACAU